Molecule: messenger RNA, 1317 nt
Organism: Fraxinus pennsylvanica
Lineage: Eukaryota; Viridiplantae; Streptophyta; Magnoliopsida; Lamiales; Oleaceae
Source: the annotation of a GenBank genome assembly
AUGGCCUCAGAGGGUGGUGCAUCGUUGCCGUCGUCUGGUUCCGACGCGAGAAAGCGACGGGUGUCGUACUUCUACGAGCCGACGAUCGGCGAUUACUACUAUGGCCAGGGCCAUCCGAUGAAGCCCCACCGUAUCCGCAUGGCCCACAAUUUGAUUGUUCAUUACUCGCUCUACCGGCGGAUGGAGAUCACCCGCCCUUUCCCGGCUGGCCCUGAAGACAUCUGCCGCUUUCACUCCCCUGAGUACGUUGAUUUCCUCUCAUCCGUCACCCCUGAGACCCUCCACGACCAAACCCAUGCUCGCCACCUCAAGAGGUUCAAUGUUGGCGAGGACUGUCCCGUUUUUGAUGGGCUUUUCUCUUUCUGCCAGUCCUCUGCCGGUGGAUCCAUCGGCGCCGCCGUCAAGCUGAAUCGUCAGGACGCUGAUAUCGCUAUCAAUUGGGCUGGUGGGCUACACCAUGCAAAAAAAAGCGAGGCUUCUGGGUUCUGCUAUGUCAAUGACAUAGUGCUGGGAAUUCUGGAGCUUCUCAAGUUCCAUAGGCGUGUGCUUUACGUAGACAUUGAUGUUCACCACGGAGAUGGUGUUGAGGAGGCUUUUUAUGUCACUGACCGAGUAAUGACAGUGUCUUUCCAUAAAUAUGGGGAAUUUUUCCCUGGAUCUGGGCAUAUUAAAGAUGUUGGAGCUUAUGAGGGAAAGAACUAUGCUCUUAAUGUUCCUCUUAAUGAUGGAAUGGAUGAUGAGAGCUUCCGUAGUUUAUUUCGUCCAAUCAUCAAAAAAGUCAUGGAGGUCUACCAGCCAGAUGCUGUUGUUCUUCAAUGUGGUGCAGAUUCGUUGGCUGGUGAUAGGUUAGGGUGCUUCAAUUUAUCUGUUAAAGGGCAUGCAGAUUGUCUUCGUUACCUGCGAUCUUUCAAUGUUCCUCUUAUGGUGUUGGGUGGUGGAGGGUAUACCAUGCGGAAUGUUGCCCGCUGUUGGUGCUAUGAGACUGCCGUUGCAGUUGAUGUGGAACCCGCGAAUGAAUUACCUUACAAUGAAUAUUACGAGUACUUUGGCCCGGAUUAUACUCUUCAUUUGGAACCAAAACCAAUGGAUAAUCUGAAUUCACCAAGAGAUCUGGAGAAGAUCAGAAAUUUCCUGCUCGCUCAAAUUUCUAAACUACAGCAUGUACCCGGCGUACAAUUUCAAAAAACGUCCCCAACUACAGAAGUACCAGAAGAGAGAGAACAACACAUGGAAGCGAGAGCGAAACCCCGGAUUUGGAAUGGCGAGGUUUACGAGUCUGAUGAUGAUGAAGAUGAAGAUAUGAAGCUUCUGCUGUGA